AUGCCCCCUUACUCGAGCCCGGUCGUUCCUGUCGUUAGAGAUCUCCGGACUUUGCCGGCCGGCCAUCCCCAGAGUGCCGCGGAACUAGGAGUGCUGCCAACGUCCCCAGACCCUCCCCCUGUAACAAGUGACGACGAGGACGAUGGCGGUAUAUCCUCGGCAUAUCUACGGAGCCCAUCUGCAGGAAACCCUAUCGAAAUUGAUACUUUCAGUAACGUGGAGAGGAACUCCAAUAGUUUCUCACAUGGCUCGCACCGUCCAGGAGAUAGUAUCGAUGACCCGAUUGUCCUCGAUGCUGCAACUACGACACCCAGUCAUACAACUAAUGUUAUAGAUGCUGGUUCGAACAGCCACCAGCAAAAGGAGUGCGACACCGGCGGUGAGCAAUGA
Molecule: messenger RNA, 390 nt
Organism: Aspergillus luchuensis
Lineage: Eukaryota; Fungi; Ascomycota; Eurotiomycetes; Eurotiales; Aspergillaceae
Exons: 2
Coding region: 1-390 (129 amino acids)
Source: RefSeq, a predicted model, not a curated record